Dreissena polymorpha is the source of this 2358-nucleotide messenger RNA. RefSeq names its product trafficking protein particle complex subunit 10-like. NCBI's taxonomy places the organism in Eukaryota, Metazoa, Mollusca, Bivalvia, Myida, Dreissenidae. Bases 1 to 2358 code for a protein of 785 amino acids. Gene Ontology annotation, cellular component: TRAPPII protein complex. Gene Ontology annotation, biological process: early endosome to Golgi transport; intra-Golgi vesicle-mediated transport. The record is from RefSeq and is a predicted model, not a curated record. The transcript is spliced from 15 exons.
AUGUUACACUCACAAACUUCGAUCUCUGUCAGUUACACAAGCGGGGGAGCUGUGGGACUGAUGCCAGGUGCGGAUCUGGACCCCCACCUCUACCCAGCUGGACAGAGUGUUUCUGAUUGUACAGAUGAUGAGACCCCCUCACAGGGUAGAACUGUGGUAUCAUUUGUGUGUCUGAUAAUUUCAGAAGGGGAGGCCCCUCACCGAGCCCCCAGUGAUAAGCUGAGGGAGGCUUUGUCAUCCAGAGAGGCCUUUCAGAAGAUCUACCUGGAGCAGUCGGAACUUGCCAUGGGGACAUUCAAGCACAUCGGCAGAUUCAGAUCUGCACGACUCAUAGGCAAGAAUCUGGCUGACUUCUACAUGAAGCUUGGGGAGCCUCAGAAGGCUGAAAAUUUCCUCCUUGACGCCAUGACCAGCUACCACAAGGAAGGAUGGACGAAGUUGAGGGACAUGGCCUGCUUGGAGUUGGCACAGUGCCAGUACCAGACCGGCAUACAUCACAAAUACGUGAAGACAGGUUGCCAGGUGGCAGGUAGCUCCCUGCUGGAGACUCGAGACAGGCUGGAACACAUGAACAACGUGAUGCAGCUGGCAAGGAGCUCCAAUGCUGGAACCAUGCUAUUGAAAGCAUCGCCACUGUUGAAGAUAGAUGUUUCAAGGAUCAGCCAAUCAAAAGUAGGAGUUGAUGAGGCUUUUCAGAUCACUGUUACCAUUGACAACCAGGGGCCAUGUGACUUGACAUGUGACUCAAUAUGGCUGACAUUGGUUGAAAGUGUGUCUGAAUUCUCAGACAGAAGAAUUCACAAACUGAAAUCACCUGUGAUCAGACAAGCCAGUAACUCCAGCUUAGACAAUAGACAUGUGAUGAACCUUACUAACGUCAACCUAAACAAGCAAACCCCAACAGAGAUCAGUUUACGUGCUCUGUUUGAAGGAACGCUGGAGGAGCCAGUGUUGGCAGGGAUAUUAUGUAUGAACUCACAUGAGUUGUUGAAGCGAAAUGACAGCUCUGGUGGGAUCUUGAAGCCCACAGACGACACAGUCAAGAAAGAUGUCACAUCACAGCAGGCUGCAGUCACUGGGGUUGUGCUGAAACAGGGGGAAAACACUGUGACCUUGAACUUUGAGGGGGUGCUGGCUGGCUGCUACAGCCCGGGUCAGGUUGGGGUUAAGGUCGGUCUGCUGGAGUUCCUCAAGGACACAAACUCUGGCCUCAGUGUCAUGGUGACCUGCGAUGAGACCCGCUGUGAAAUAAUACCAGAAACUCUCGUGGCUGGUAUAGGUCAGGAGGUGACAGUGUGUAUUUACUCUGGCAAUGUGGCCAUUGAUCCCAACAGCAAGGUGAAGGUCACAGGCUCUGAGAACCUCUCUAUAACAACCAGCUCCCAUGACAACACUGUACUGUUAGGUGGGGUUGCUAGGGGAGGACAAGCUGAGUGGAAAAUGCGAGUGUUCCAUCAGCCGAUGGUGACAGGUGGUCUUAAAGUGGAUGAUAAGAUUGUUUUUGACUGUUCCUGGUUGCCACGGCCGCUUAUAAUGACCUUGACCUUUGUCAACCCUUUCAAGGUCACACACAGACUGUAUACUGCCCGGGACAUGAAGUACAUCCAGUUGACAGUUCAUGCUCAGGGAGGUGGACAGUUCCAGCUGUCCGACUGGUCGCUUGUGGCAACCAAUGGCAAUGACCUUGAACUUGUGUGUCUCAAUAAACCUCUGGUCCCCAUGAAGAUCGUCUCCAUGCAGAGUUGUUCCUUUGUGUGGCAGCUGAAGUGUAACACCCCUGAGUUGCCUCCCCUACAUCUCACCUUCACCUCGGCCUACAUGAGUCCCCUAGAGGUGCCUGCAGAGGAGAGGCAACUACGCUACAGCUUCAAAAUGGCUGACUUUCAGACGCUGUUGACAGUGAAGGCAGAUAUCUGCCCCUCUGGUGACAACAAGGUGUGCAAAACAGGUGUGGUGUCCUCCUUCAAGCUCCAUGUGACCCAGAUGUCAGCCGUCAAGCCUCUGGCUGAUCAGGAGAUCAUGUACAGACUUGAGGGGGGCCCAAAUUGGAAGGUGCAUGGAAAAUCAUCAGGCGUGUUUCAUCUGUCAGGAGGGAGCUACUCCCACAGUGUACAAGUUAUCCCCCUUACAGCAGGGUUCCUUCCCUUGCCAGCUGUCAGUCUUCUCAAGUACAACCCGCAGAUUAUGAAAGAAGAAGAUGAAAGGUUGUCCAGUACAGAUGAUGAGAGUUCGGACACUGAUGGUCAGCCCUUGAUGUCAGAGUUUGGCCGCGGUCAGGUGUACUACAGUAGCCAGGGGAAACAAGUGCAUGUGUACCCAGUGGAGGUGACAGGGGAAGUAGAGGUGACCAUCAUGUGA